Molecule: messenger RNA, 2638 nt
Organism: Coffea arabica (coffee)
Lineage: Eukaryota; Viridiplantae; Streptophyta; Magnoliopsida; Gentianales; Rubiaceae
Product: thioredoxin-like protein YLS8
Biological process (GO): mRNA splicing, via spliceosome
Cellular component (GO): U5 snRNP; U4/U6 x U5 tri-snRNP complex; spliceosomal complex
Source: RefSeq, a predicted model, not a curated record
CUGUCAUCUACAUUGUUUAUGUUAAUUUUAAACAAAUUUGUUAUUAUUGACUUGUCUUAAAGCCUGUCUGUUAGCAGAGUAUGAUUCACUCACUUGAGCGAAACCUCUAGUUUAUUAAAAUAUGGACUAGGGAAUCUUUUCACUGUUUUAUAAUUUGUAAAUGGUUGCUGAAAAUGAUUUUUAUUAAAAUUCAGUCUGAUUACACUAAUGCCGUCUUAUGGCACUGUCUGAUUAUCAUUUUAAAUUAAAGCUGAGGAUGGUUGAAGCAGGCUAUAGAAAUACACCAUUUCCACUUGAGUUAUAAGUAGUGUCAGUUUUACAAUUAUUUAGCUUGAAUCAUUGCAUCUUCUAUUUAUGUGACAGAAAUGCACUAGUGUCAAUCAAGUUCAUUGAUAAGUAGCUUGGGUCAGACAUUCAUUGAUACGUAGUUCAUGUCAGACAAUUUCUGAAAAUUAGUACAUAUUUUGGUUUUUUGUUGAAACUUGCUGACAUUGCUUGGUUAGGGGAACAAUACACACGUACAGAAGGGGGGAGAUGCGGGUAGGGAGAGCUCGGCUUGAUUGGGAAGGGAUAGGAAGAAUAUUAUCUAAAGAAUUGAAUGGAGAAGAUUGAAAGGGACAUUUCCUUUUAUCAUCAUAUGUGAGGGUAGUUGUAUUAAAAUUGAUAUCCAAGUGAGCCCUUGAAGUUUGGUGAUUGGCCACUUUUACUUUCUCCAUGUUCUUAGGUCAGAAGUAUUGUAGCACAAGGAACAGGGCAUUAGAUCCUUGUUAUUUUAUUUUAGUUGCUUGUAUAAAAUCCUUGGUUUUUUUGUCUGCAAUUGGGAGAAAGAAUUUCUGGGUGGGUACUUAUGUCCAUUCCAUUCAUGUUGAUUGAGGUGGAGAUCAACUUUUAAGUAACUGAUGGGUGAGCUGUGUUUUGGCUGACUGACCAUUGAAGCUUUUGAAUUCUGGCAUAUGUAGAAUUACGCAAUUAAGUUGUCGAUAAAAUGAUUAAAUGAGUUCGUAGAAUACCCUUACUAAUUAUGAUUAGCUUCUGUAAACUGAACUAGUCAAUCUUUGUCAUCUUUUCCCUCUCCACCCAUUAAUCUUUGGUUGGCUCCCUCUGCUAGCACCAGGAUCUUUUUACUCAAUCACCUACACAAAUUCACUUAAAGGAUAAGCACGAAUGCAAUCAAAAGCAGAGCACGCGGUGGCUGCCGCAUGAGAAAACAUGCAUAGGACCUCCCUCCACCAGAACAGAUGUAUAUUGACAGAUGAAACAUUAUAUCACACACUUUAACAUGUGGGUCAAAUAAAAGAGAUCUUCACAUUUUAAUUCUGGAGAUGCUCAAUCAUGAUGUAAAGCAUGUCUUAAACAGUAAAAGACGCCAUCAUCUUGCAAAUUAGAUUCUGGUGUGUGUGAAAGUGCAACAUGUAAAAGCUGCCAUCAUCUUGCAAAUUAAAUUUUGGUGUGUGUGAAAGUGCAAAUUUCCUUGAAAGUACAUACAUAAGAGCCAUGACCACAAAUUCAAUUAGUAGUACAUGCAUUCAUGCGAUCUUUGCCAACUACUUCAACUAGAGAGUGACGGUCUCUGCGUGUUUUGGUGGUUAGGUUUGAAAGGGUUAAUGGGGAAAGGUUUGUUUCAGUUUGUUAAGAGGGUGGGAAAAGGAGGUAGUGGCUGCAGGGGAUAGAAGCGUAGUGAGGGUGGUGAGAAAAAGUCACAGGGAGGUGAGGUUUUGAUGUGGUGCCUAUAAUAUUGGGGUUAAGUAUGGCUGGAAAAGAUAGGGAAGCAGGAUAAGCAAGAGAAGAUGGAGGAGGAGAUUGGUUUGGUAGUUUAGUGUAGGAGUAAGAGCAGUUUCGUUGGUGGUUUGAGACCUGGGAGGGGAACACUCCGGGUUGGUUGCUUGGUUGGGACUGGGUGAUGGUUGAUGGUUGCUUGGUUAGCAAUAAGGAAUGUAUUUUAGCUUUGCCAAAUGCCAGAGGUGGUUUCUCCAGAAGUCAAGGAAGGUGAUAUGGAUGAAGUGUUAGCAUCAGUUGCUGAGACAAUAAAGAACUUUGCUGUGAUGUACUUGGUUGAUAUAACUGAGGUGCCUGAUUUCAAUACGAUGUAUGAGCUGUACGACCCAUCCACAAUUAUGUUUUUCUUUAGGAACAAGCACAUCAUGAUUGAUCUUGGUACUGGAAACAACAACAAGAUCAACUGGGCAAUGAAGGACAAACAGGAGUUCAUCGACAUUGUUGAGACCGUGUACCGUGGUGCAAGAAAAGGUCGUGGUCUUGUAAUUGCACCCAAAGAUUACUCUACCAAGUACCGAUAUUAAGCACUUGUUUGUCUUGUAUGCGCUUGAAUGUUUAAUGGCACAGGUGAUAAUAUACAUUGAGAACUACGAUUCUGUUGCUGCGAUAUAUUUCUGAUGCCACGCCUGAUUGUGGACAUGUAAAAGUAAUGUAAGGUUGCUGACUGGGAUGUCUUUGGAAGAUUGUAAUUUUAGACCUAGAAAUCAAUAAUCAGUUAAGUUCUUGUUUUGUAUUUGUUUGUGAGUGUUGUACGGAUCAGUGAACCUGCAGAAUCCAGGUUUAUGGCUGCGCUAUGAGGUGGUGUAAUCUUGUUUGGAUUGCAAAUUAAUUAGGUAAUAUGGAGAUUGGGGUAGUUUUUUUU